GUCAGAGUUCGCAAAAUGGCGGUAAAUGAGAGGAAGUGAUCAUCUUUCGCGUGUAUUUCUGAGAAUUAUGCUUCUUCUGUUUCUUCCUGAUGAGAUGUGCAUACUUAAUAUGGUUUGAAGUCUUAGACUUUGUCUCCUCCUGUCACCUUCUUGAAGUAAACUUGUAAGGAACUCGAUAGAUCUGGGGUCUCGCGUUGAAGUUCCUAGUCCCUCGUGGUCUUUGGGGCAGUCACCUUUGACAAAAAUUUGGGCAUGUGCACAGUCAUAAUCUGAUAAAAGAGUUGGAUCAUCAAUUUACAUUGUGUAUGCAUGAUGGAGGAUUCCUGCACUCCAGCUUUUGUGGAGGCCCCAUUUCAGAGGAAGGACAGUGCCCACCCCAGAACACUGACAGAGGAAGACAGAGACAGGUUAAAGAAACAGGACAACAAGAUUGUCUCAGACUUCAAGCAGAAGAAACUGGAGAAGGAGGCCCAGAGAAACUGGGACCUGUUCUACAAAAGGAACUCCACAAACUUCUUUAAGGACCGACACUGGACAGCCCGAGAGUUUGAGGAACUAGCCAACACUAGUCAGAAGGACACUCCUGUAGCCCUGCUGGAGGCUGGCUGUGGGGUGGGAAACUUUCUCUUCCCUUUACUGCAGGAGAACCCUUACCUCUUCAUCCAUGCCUGCGACUUCUCACCCAGAGCUGUGCAGUUCGUUAAGGACAAUCCUCAGUACAACCCAGACCGCUGUAACGCCUUCCAGUGUGACCUUACGAAAGACGACCUACGAGCCAGCGUACCGGCAGCUAGUGUGGACAUGGCGACACUAAUUUUUGUCCUGAGCGCCUUACAUCCUGAUACAAUGCGUACAGCACUGGAGAACAUACACAGGGUGCUGAAGCCAGGUGGUUGCGUGUUGUUCCGUGAUUACGGCCUGUACGACCACGCCAUGUUGAGGUUCGCUCCCGGACACAAGCUAGCCGACAGCUUCUAUGUUCGACAAGAUGGCACCAGAGCGUACUACUUUUCAACAGAUGAGCUUGCCAAGUUGUUCACAACUGCAGGAUUCUCCGUAGUGAACAAUGAGUAUGUGUUGAGGGAAACAGUCAACAAGAAGGAAGGACUGUGUGUGCCCAGAGUGUUCGUACAGGGCAAAUUUGUAAAAACAGGACAGAAACAGGACGUACCUGGCACAGAACAGGACGACAACGGGACAACCAGCAUUGAUAAAGGACUUGAUGAUGCAGAACAGCACAGUUGCAGUACAUAAUUUUCAAGCAGAUGUAGGGUUUGGCUCAGUGUGUGCACAUGUUUUGAGAUGAGGCAGUUUCAACCUCUUUCUAUGAUCUGGUAGCCUGUGUUUUUAUUACUUUGCUUGCCUCCCUCUCCCUGGAUGCUUUCCUUCAUAGUUUACCAAGGCUUUCAUACUCCACUCUUACAAACUAUUUUAUCAAAAGGUGGAGUGUGGAAGUCCUAGUAAGCAAAGAUGGCACCCAGACAACCUACCUCCUACAUGGACCACUAGAAAGUCAGAAAAUGCUUCAAAAAUAUGCAUAAAACACUACAGUAAACAAAACCCCUCAUCUACUGAAAGAUAACAGGUUGAAUAUAUGACAAUGAAGGAACUUGAAGAGACAAAGAAAGAUAACAUAGCAACAAAAUGUCUUUGUUGUUGGC
Branchiostoma belcheri (Belcher's lancelet) is the source of this 1661-nucleotide messenger RNA. RefSeq names its product methyltransferase-like protein 6. NCBI's taxonomy places the organism in Eukaryota, Metazoa, Chordata, Leptocardii, Amphioxiformes, Branchiostomatidae. The transcript is spliced from 8 exons. Bases 310 to 1254 code for a protein of 314 amino acids. The record is from RefSeq and is a predicted model, not a curated record.